This is a messenger RNA of Aethina tumida (small hive beetle), 2072 nucleotides long. RefSeq names its product carnitine O-acetyltransferase. The transcript is spliced from 11 exons. Lineage: Eukaryota; Metazoa; Arthropoda; Insecta; Coleoptera; Nitidulidae. Gene Ontology annotation, molecular function: carnitine O-acetyltransferase activity. The record is from RefSeq and is a predicted model, not a curated record. Gene Ontology annotation, biological process: carnitine metabolic process, CoA-linked. The coding region runs from base 101 to 1990 and encodes 629 amino acids. Gene Ontology annotation, cellular component: peroxisome.
GUUUGGCUCCCAGGUGAUUUAUAAAAUGGCCAACGAAACGUUUAAUGCGACAACCUUCACUUUAUGACAUAAAUGUCAAAGGUUUGAGAACUUUAUAAAUAUGAUUUUGUCCAGGUUCAGAAUUUCAAAAAACACAUGUAGCUUAUGCAGAUCAAUCCAAAGUUCACCGGAAUUGGCACAAUUGAAAACAUGCAGCCUCCCACGGUUGAUUGUCCCUCCAUUGGAGAAGACUAUCGAAAAGUACAUGAAAUCAGUGACACCAUUUCUAACCGAAGAGGAAUUCUGCAACACCAAAAAGCUGAUUGAAUUGUUCAAAGUAGAAGCAAAGAAUUUACAAAACCACUUGGAAUUAAGGGCCAAGUCCAUGGAUAAUUGGUUGGAAGAUUGGUGGUUAAACACUGCGUAUUUAGACGUAAGAAGUCCUGUGGUGGUUCUCUCCAGUCCAGGCCUUGUAUUCCCGAAGAGAAGGUUCAAAGGCUUCGAUGAUCGAUUGAAGUACAUAGUGGGAGUAAUUCAAGGAGCUCUUGUCUACAAGCUGAAAAUAGACAAUGCAGAAAUACCCACAGAAAAAAUGGGAAACAUCCCUUUGGACAUGGGCCAGUAUUCGAAAUUCUUCGGGACCUGCAGAAUACCUCAAAAAAAGAGCGACGUUCUUCAAUUUAAUCCAAAAUCUAAUCACAUUGUCUUAAUCAAAAACAAUCACUUCUUUAAAUUAACCGUUAUUAAUAGUGACAAAAAGGUGGCAGGCACAGAUCAAUUAAAGAGCUGUCUCCUCGACGUAUUUAGACAAUCACAAACUGCAGGUCUCCCAAUAGGAAUGUUAACAGCUGAUAACAGAGAUAAUUGGGCAGAAGCUCGAGAUUACUUGUGUGAAGCUCAUCCGGACAAUAAAUGUUCUUUGGAGGCGAUCGAAAAGUCACUGUUUGUUGUCUGCAUUGACAAUAGCAUGUUGUACUCCGGCUGUGACAUGAUUUUGGGAGCCAGGCAGUGUCUUCAUGGUGAUGGAAGCAAAGUUAACGGGGCCAAUAGGUGGUUUGACAAAACUGUGCAAUUCAUUGUAGGAACAGAUGGAACCUCAGGGCUGACUUACGAACACUCACCAAGUGAAGGCCAACCAAUUGCUACGAUGGUUGAUUUUAUAGUUAAUUUCAUCAAAGAUAAUCCUUGUAUGCCUGACGUAGAGCUAAAUGGGUGCCUCGAAAAGUUGGUGUUUAAAGGUGACAACCUGAGCGUAUACUUCGAUAGGGCCAGGGAGACACUCGAUCAAACCGUCAGAUCUGUGGACUUGGAGUGCUUCUCGUUCAGCGACUAUGGCAAAGCUAAAAUCAAGGGUUUCAAGCAAAGUCCCGAUAGUUACUUCCAAAUGGCAAUGCAAUACGCCUUUUAUGGACUGCAUGACACUCCCGCAGCUCAUUACGAAUCAGCAAUGACUCGCCAGUUUUUGGGGGGAAGAACCGAGACCAUACGGUCUUGCUCAGUUGAAUCGGUGGAGUUUGCCAAAGCCAUGUUGAAUAAGAACCUAUCAGAAAAGCAGCUAAUCAAGUACAUCAAGAAAGCCAUAAAGGCUCACAAAGAUUACACCGUCGAUGCCAUGAACGGACUUGGAGUGGACAGACACUUGUUGGGACUAAAGAAAAUAGCUGAAGAGAAAAACCUUCCGGUGCCUCAGCUCUUCAACGAUGUGUCCUACAAGCGGAGCUCCCACAUGAGGCUGGCCACCAGUCAGGUUGCCACCAAAUGCGACGGCUUCAUGGCCUAUGGACCUAUUGUGAAGGAUGGCUACGGUUGCUGUUACAACCCGAGGGAGGCCAACAUUAACGUUGCGAUCAGUUCCUUCACGUGCAGCUCAGAAACAAGUGCUAGAGCUUUCGGGGAGCGUCUUCAGAAGGCUUUGAAACACAUGGCGAGGAUUAUGUGCACUGACAAGGGUGAGCAGGAAAGGAAGUGUGCCCCAUCCAAAAAGGAGUUACAGCAAAAGGCCCAAAAGUAAGAAGACAUUGGAGAAAAUAUUAUAUUUAUUUAUUGUAAUAUAUACUAUGUUUUACUAGAUAAUAAUAAAAUAAUAGUUUUUA